Vitrella brassicaformis is the source of this 4318-nucleotide messenger RNA. The record is from the annotation of a GenBank genome assembly. Lineage: Eukaryota; Vitrellaceae.
GCAGAUGCGCACCAGCGUCGUGCAAAAGAGCGUGCAGGGGCCUUCGACUCGUUCCAGAAGCCACAACAGGUCCUCUGAUGCAUCCCCUCAGCCUGAACACGCCGUUGAGCAACCGCACCAAGCAGAAGAGCCGACUGCCUGCGGGGCACAGCCUGGUGCUGUUGGCUGUGUAUUGGGUGUUUGCUCUUGUUCCUCUGGUUCCUCUGGGUGCCGCUUCCUCCUGCACGGUCCCAGCGUCUUGCGCUGAGACCAUCAUCGACUUCGACACGGACCAAUCCGUCCAGUUUGCUUCCUUCACCACCACGACGGAGAACAGUGGGCAGGGAUGGCAGCUCAUGACAGAGGACAACACGGCGUGCCCAUGGAUAGAUUCGAUGAAUCCCGGUGCGUGCCUUCGUGCUGGGCGAGCAGACGAACCGUACAUGAGCCCCGCCCCGGUCUUCAAUGAGCCGCGGGACCGGGGCGUACUUACUAUUGAGCUGCAAAACAAGCGGUUCAACUUCACUGACUACCCUGGGACCUUUUCGGAGCAACGGAAGGUGUCGUUUGACUUGAGUGUCGCCACCGAGUACGCCAAAGAGAAUCACGGGCGGCCGUGAUGUUUGGAAUGUGUUUUCUCUCUGUGCAGAUAUGACUACGACAUGCUUGAGUUCUAUGUCAAUGGUGAGUCUAAGCCAACCAGACAGAAAAUGACUCACUUCCUUUUGUACCGUUCAGGCAAGGAAGUGAAGCUCAACAUCUGCGGCACCGGCUAUCGCAUCCCAGCCUCAGGCUGCCCCUCCGUCAGCGUCCCUCCAGAUGUGCAGGACGGUGUCAACACCUGUCAGCAAUGGAACGCGGUUGCGCAGAACCAGUGGUAUGGAUAGUGCUCGACGGUGAUGGGCCGGGGGGAGAGGGGGACACACAGGUGAGUGAAUGGAUGAAUGAAUGAAUGUGUCCAUAUCAUAUCAGGAUCACUGUCGAGCACUACUUGUGGUUCGAUGAGGUAAAGACAGAAAAGGAGAGAUGCGUCGCCAUUCCGGGGGGUGCGUGUGUCGUGCCGACGUGUACAGAACAACAAGAACGAUUUCUAUACAUUCACGUGGGUGUUCCGGAAGGACUCGUCCAUCAGCAAGUGUGAGGACAUCGCCUACAUCGACAACAUCAAGUUUGAGGGCCUCGUGCUGGACAGUGCAGGCGACGACGGCUCAUCGUCCAAUGACUUCUCAUUCGACAUGGAAGACGGCCUCCUGCCGCCAUUCCAAUAUGAAGAGGUUCAGUCAGCCGAGGGAUGGCAAGUCGCCACCGACCGUAAGCAGAGAAAGAGUUACAAGGACUCAUUGCCACCUGUUCUCGCACUGACGCUUUUCAUGGGUGUCUCAUCAGCACACGACUCGACCAACUUGGCCCUACGUUCCGGCCAGGAGGGGUCCGGCGACCCAGAGGACAAUGCCAACGUGACGAUGAAAAUCGUCAAGACACUGAAGCUUGGUGGUGAGCAGCAAGUCAGCUUCCGCAUCCACGUGGACACCGGUACGACGCGAAACGACGAGAGAACUUAUCAAACGCUGGCAACUGUUCUGUUGCUGACUGCUCUUCCCUCGGCACUCCUUUUUCCUCCGUCGUUUUUCUCAUUCAGAGUUCCAGGAUAUCUUCGUAUUCACUAUCGACGGCAUGGAGUACUUUAGGUAUGCACAUGCGUUCGUCUUCUUACCACUAGUAUCCAUGCCUGUGUUUGACUGCGCCUAUCAAGGGCUGAAGGGUACUGGCAGUGGCAGCCCGUUUUCUUUCAAUUCUUCCCAACUGUCAUAGUAAGUCAGCAAUGGUCGAUGCCCCACGAACGACACCACUCUUUUUUAAACGCACCUGUGUCACAGCCAACGGUUUUUGAGUGGACGUACUCAAAGAACGACUUUUCGAGAUCGGGGCGGGACGUGGUAUUCGUCGAUGACAUCCUGUGAGAUGGCGAAAGCAUAUGUCCGAGAGCGCUCUUUUGUUCACCUUUUCGUAUCUGCAGGAUCACUGGUCUGGCCCCAUACGUGACCACGAUUGCAGACGAGGGCACGACUACUGUGGCCACAGCGAUGCUCAAUAUUACGCACAGCAACUAUGACGAUAACCAAAACAUCAAGUGUCUCGUCCGUACUUCACAAAUAUCAGGUUCGCCAAUCAGUACACAUGGCCUCCAUCUCUCUGACUAUGUCCGCCUUUUAGGUCCAAUCAAGGGCGACCACGAGUGGACAUGUGAGCGUGGAGCUCGCUGCCUCAUCGGAGAGGAAGACGAACCACUGCAAGGGACGAGCCUCUACAGCGCUGACAGGGUGGCACUUGCCCUGCCGGGGCUCUGCGGCUCCUACCUCGAUCGUGUCGAGCGCAACCCGGCGUAUGUGGGGGCCAAGGAAGCAGACGUGAUUGGCGCGCAAGACUAUCUACACAUGUCUUUGGUAUGUGUAGAUAUCUCUACGACUGCGACGGCAAGAUACAUGACUUUGGCCUAAUCUACAAGACGUGAGAGAGAAGAAGGCAUCUCACGCAAACACGGAAGGAUGAUCUCCUCCCUGCGUUCUGUAUCUCAUGCAGUGCCGGGGUUUAUGACGUCUGCUGGUGUCAAGGUGAGACGGAUACCAGUGCUCGUUGCCGAGACCCCGCCAAUUACAACGUCAAUAUCGGCACACUCAAUCUUACAUCGGGUACAGAAUGACAGACGCAUCGUAAUCGCUGUACCUGCUGUGUCUCCAUGAGUGCAGAUUCGCAACCGCCGCGAGCUGAAAUCUUGUCUUUUGAGGGAGUCAGCAGUGCUAUUACGUUGAAGGUCCAGCCUUCGGAGCCUUCAUACGGUGCGCAAAGUCGCACUUCAUCUCAAUUUCUUGACAUUCGUAUCUUGCACCUCCUUGCCACAGUGUGGUGUCUUUUGAAGGACCAGGCCGUCGUGGACUUUCCCAGUCUCACCACCCAGCUCGCUCAAUGGAAGCUCAAUACUCCUCCUGCAUCCGUCGAUGAAGCAACAGCAACAGCAACAACGACCGGAACAGCCGCGACAACAGCAGCCACGGGAAGCACUGUGGUCCCGUAUGCUGGGCUGUACUUCAGCCAGCCGAAGCUCUCGCUCGAUUACAUCAUCGACGAAUACUGGACCGUCACGGCGGUCAGCGGGCCCAACACGACGUACGGCUUCCGUUCUUUGAAGGAAAAUACAGCUUACCACGCAUUCUGCUACGCCGGUGAGCUGACAAGGCUUCACGUGCACCGGUGAAAGCAGCGGUUGGCGGCUUUUCAGAAGACGAAGAUGGCAAUGCGAUGACUACUGAGCGAGUGCGACUUACGCGAAGAACAGUCAAGACUGGAUGUAGGAAGCUGACAAUAACAUUCGUUCUUCUUUUCUUAUGUCUCUACGUAACUGUCACUGUUUGCAGUCUGCGGAUACAUCCGUAUGAAGCAACUGGAUUCCUUUCCCACUGAGAUCGGCUGGGAGCUGAUGGAUACCAACUGCUACAGAGAGCCAAACUCCUACCAAUCGUACGGCAAGAAACUGACUCUGCCUUGUGAGGUCCGGAAUCUGUCUUGUUGGACAGAGCUUCUGGGACCCAAUGGGACGUCUGCUGUAUUCCUCCAGGCACCUACACCCUGAGACUUAAGGACUCAUAUGGGUUCGAUGUAUAGCGCUUCUGUACGUUUUGUUUACCCUCAUUUUCUCUCCCUGUCCGUUGCAGAGACGGCUGGAAUGGUGGCAUCCUUCAGAUGGCUUUCUACGAUUGCAAGGCAAGCGAAGACAGAAGCCGUGUGUCAGAUAUGGUUGUUCAUUAUUCAUUUUCCGCUUUUUCAGUGGUUUCGGACAUAUGGCGACACAGAUGAUACCGACGGCACAAGAUUUGACAGCGGAGGAGUGUUUGACGAGGAGAUAACAAUACCCGCCACAGAACCAAGUAAUGAAAAUGAGGCUGUAAAUAAGCUGUCGCCUUUGGUCUUGUCCUUUUGUUUGCCAGCGACGGUACCCGGCGCAGCUGUGUUAGCAGAGUGUGUCAUCAAGGAAGGUACUGAAGGCUAUUUUCGCAUAUGGGACAGGUCAUUGGCUUCGUGCUAUCGUUUGGGCAGAUUGCAAUGGUGGCGCCUGUAUGGCGAGCCAGCGAGGGGACGGGGCCUGCCAGCAGGAGUGCAGGACGGCUGACUGCAAUUGGGACGACGGCGAUUGCGGUGAGUCAAAGAAGAAACGCGCCAUCCCUCCGGAUCUUCUUUGACGAUAUUCCAUCGGUCAGACAUCACGGCUCCAACGUUGACGUACUCGUCGGUUUUCGGGCUGGACACUCAGUGCAUAGUCCGCUUCACAGUGAAUGAGCAAUGA